This is a messenger RNA of Aspergillus candidus, 1836 nucleotides long. RefSeq lists its product as uncharacterized. The record is from RefSeq and is a predicted model, not a curated record. The transcript is spliced from 8 exons. The coding region runs from base 1 to 1836 and encodes 611 amino acids. NCBI's taxonomy places the organism in Eukaryota, Fungi, Ascomycota, Eurotiomycetes, Eurotiales, Aspergillaceae.
AUGAUUACCGAGUGGAGGCGCAGUGGAAAGAACAGUAAACUCAGUUUUACGCAGUUCGCCAGCAACUAUUUUGACGGCCCGGAGCAGUGGAACUGCGCGAAUAUCGGCAACGUUGAUUGCUCAACCACAGUCCAGUGCCAGGAUACGAAUCGUCCAGCAGGCUUCCUUCUCCUAAACGCUUUCUCUGGUAUUCAUCAGCUGCACGCUGAAACCUCUGGUGCACUUCAGACGGCCAUGGCGGAAAUUCAGAGCAAAAUUGGUGACUUUACCGCCACCUUCGCUCCUCAGUCCGAUGACUCCAAGACAAUCCAGGCGAUUAUUGACGGUUUGAGCACAAUCUUUGGGUUUGGAAUCUCUGGAAUUUUUGCAACGGUUGAGAAGGACGUCGCCAAGGCGGCCACAGGUCUCGGAUCCAGCCGUAAAAGUAGCCAAAGUUCUAAGAGUGGAAAAUCUGAAGCCGAACCCUCUGACAGAACCCCUGAUGGAACCACUGGGGAGAGCUCCGAUGCAUCCACUAAUCGUGACGAUGAAGAGCGAGACCCUGACGAGAUUCAGGAACUUGGUCCCGCAACCAAGAGAUCAGCGCCCGCCCCUCGAUGGAAGAGGGGUACUGGAUUCAACGCGGAAGGGUUUGCACACGACAUGGCGUUCCAGCUUGUCGGUCUCACGGGAGCUUGGGUCAAAGACAAUGUCCCUCAGGUUCAUGACAAGCUCGAGGCGCAGAACUCUCUGAGCUCUGCUCUUGGUGAUCUGUUCAAAUCUUGGACGGACAUGGAGGCCGGAUAUCUCGAAAACAUCUUCUCUGGCGAGGAGUCGUCCCUGCAAAACCUUCAAGACCUCAUUGGAGAUGGCAAGAUGAACUACAUGCCCAGCACUCUCAACCAAAACGCAAUGGCAAAAGAGGUCGUGUCAGUGCUCUACGGCCAGCUUAUGCCUACUGCAUGGAAGGCUGCCUCCAACGGCGCAGGAGCCCAUCCGUUCGUCCUGAAGACAGACAUUAGCUGUGAUGAUCACUCGGCUGAUUUCAAGCAACCCAAUCAGUCUUCGUUGAAUGAUGGCUAUGAAGGUCUGAUGACCGAUGAAGAUUCCGCCCAGACACGUGUGUGCUGGAGAGACAACUGGGCUUUCCUGGUGAACGCCAACGAGUGGGACUUCUACAGACAGGUCCACUUUACGCCGCUUCCCGGCGCGGACAACUCCACGCUCUCCCAGAACUGGGGCGGCAUCACGCUUGAAGACAUUGUGUCCAGUGCCAUCACGGGCUACGAGGGACGCGGUGGCGGUAAGAACGGCUACGACACGCCGGCUAUGAACGAGAUUCUGAAAAACUUCGGGAAGUCCCAAUACGGGAAGACCGUCCGCUAUCCCGGGUUCUUCAACAUCCCCGUGUGCGAGAGCGUGGAACAGGCCAAGUCUGGGAUUAGGUCCAACCACAAAGCAAACUCGCCUUACUGGCCUUGCGCUGAACCCCCGAACUACAACAGCAAGGGCACGACCAUUCACGUGAACCACGGCUACAUCAACAUCAACGAGAAGCCCGUCUGCGACUCCUUCACCAUCUCCGACCCCGGCAACGGUGACACCCUCAGCGCCACCAUCUACGCCGGCUUCGACGGCAGCAACACCGCCGAACCCACCGUCUCGCCCAAGUGCAAACUGAGCGCCUCCUGGCCCAAGUCGUACGGCGACAUCUACUAUGGUGAAGACAACUGUCUAUAUGACAGCGAGUCACAGCAGAUUAAAUACAAGGGCAACGCCCAGUGCUGUUCUGAGAGCGAGGGCCUUGAGGGGGUUUCGAACCCUUAUGUUGCUGGGGCGGAGUGCCAGAGUUCUUAG